CCCCCCCUAAUCAUGUCCCCGCGUUGAUGGCGUCUUUGUGAGCCGUCAACGAAGAGAAACUACCUUACAGUUCAAACUUAUAACGCUAUUUCUGUGAAGUUAUUUGGGUCUGUAAUGUCGACUGGUUGUUAUUCGUAAGUAUGCUGGACGACAGUAGUCCCGGUUUUUCCGAAACGGACACAAAGCAGCCACAAACGGUCACCACGGAAUACUGCGAGAAGCUGCAGCAGUGGAUGUGGCAGUAUUACACGGGCUGCAGCCCGGCGAGCUGGGGCUUCCUGCCAGCCUUCCUUCUCCCUCAGACGCCGGACGCAGCUCUCUCGACUUCCGCUGGUGACCACCAAGCUUUUGACAUCCGGAAUUGGUACAGCUACCCUUCUCCUCUCAGUCCGCCCACGCUGCCUCAGCCGCCUCCUUAUGUCGGCGUUGAUCGGACUGAACGGAGCGCCGCUUCGGCGGCGGAUGCCCGGGCAGCCCAGCAGCAGAACGGCGACACCCUCCAGGCAGGGCGGGAGUACAAGAUUCCUUCUCCUCUCCAGAGAUUCAUGGCAGAGACGGUGGAUUUCAUCAUCCUGUUCUGUGUGAAGGCCACCAUUGUGUUAUGGAUCAUGCAUCUGAGCGGGAUGAAGGACAUUGCAAAGUUUAUCACCCACUUCAUCGUGGAGGAGAUUGACGAGAACACGUCUUUAGAAGACCUGCAGAAGAUGAUGGCGGUCGCUCUGGUCUACAGGGUUCUAGUGUGUGUUUAUGAGACACUCUGCAUUUGGGGAGCUGGCGGUGCAACUCCAGGAAAGUUCCUACUUGGUCUGCGAGUUGUGACAUGCAAUACGUCCACGCUGGUGCGACCUAACCGCGUUCUUGUCGUCCCAGCGUCCAACGUCUCCCUCUCUGCCUCGAUGGUGCGUGCACUGAACAAGAACUUCUCCAUUGCUUUCCUCUUUCCCAUCUUCAUCACGCUGCUCUUCUUCCAGCACAACAGGACUGUGUACGACAUCGUAGCGGGAACCAUAGUUGUGCAGCGCAGAAGCCCCAGAUAGUUUGUUCUCCCGACAGACUCACUCGCAGAGUGAGACUUUUUGCACUGAGUGACGAAGGACUGCUGAGCUGAUCGAGCUUUGAUUUCUUUAAUGGAUGGACUGCACUGCUUAGACUAAGAAGCAUCUUAGUCAGAGAAACUGCCAUCAUGGCUGAUCUUAGUUAGAAAAACCCUCCAAAGUGUUAUGAGUUUUGAUUAUUUGUAUAGAAUGCAAACCUGUAAAUGAUACUGAACUCUCCACACAAUUGACACAUGAUGCAAAGUGUUAGAUAUAAAAUAAAUGUUUAUAUUUCAUAAACAUGAUAAAUGUUGUGGAUUUGCUGAACUUUUAACAUUUGGAAAGCCUUUUUUUUAAAUAAAUGACACUAGAAAAA
Molecule: messenger RNA, 1410 nt
Organism: Oryzias latipes (Japanese medaka)
Lineage: Eukaryota; Metazoa; Chordata; Actinopteri; Beloniformes; Adrianichthyidae
Gene: fam8a1a
Product: family with sequence similarity 8 member A1a
Source: RefSeq, a predicted model, not a curated record